AUGUCUAAUUGGACAAGUUUGUGGUAUGUCUGGCUCAUCUUGCUGACUGUGUUCCUGCUCCUGCUCUGUGGGAUCGCAGGAAGCUGCAUCAAAUUCUGCUGCCAAAAGAAGAGGUUCCCAGUUGAGACCUUCCCCAGGCACCCGUGUGAUUUGACAGUUGCUGCUGCUGACAGUGACAGCACGCCCCACAGCACGGUGACCUCAUAUAGCUCAUUUCAGUACCCUCUGAGUGUCCCUACUCCUCCAAUAUUUAUGGAUAUGGAUAAGAACACCAUGUCCCCUCCAGCUUACAGUCUCUACACAAUGGACCUGCCACCAUCUUACGAUGAAGCUGUCCAGAUGGGUAAACAGUGCAUUGAAGUGGCACAGGUGAGCCAGAAACUCAACGACACCGCUGAGCAGGUGACACCAGGUGAGCUGAAUCCCAUCCAGUCUUCACCUGAUGCAACCAACAGAGAUCCAGCAACACAGGCAAGUUCAGAAAAUUCAGAAGAUGCAACACAAGAACAGCUGCGGCUCUGA
This is a messenger RNA of Apaloderma vittatum (bar-tailed trogon), 522 nucleotides long. It is a transcript of the gene TMEM52, whose product is annotated as transmembrane protein 52. Bases 1 to 522 code for a protein of 173 amino acids. The transcript has 3 exons. The record is from RefSeq and is a predicted model, not a curated record. NCBI's taxonomy places the organism in Eukaryota, Metazoa, Chordata, Aves, Trogoniformes, Trogonidae.